AUGUCGGCCAUCUACGGGAUCAACGCCAACAACGACGCCACGGCCGCUAGGCAGGGCGUCCCCGAGGCAGGCGGAGCCCACCCUGCGCAUGCCGCCGACGAGAAGCCCAAGGCGGGCUCCGUCACCGAUGCCGGCACCGAAGAUCUGAUCAACGAGAAGCCCUCGUCUUCUCCCGCCGAUACCCUGGGAAAGGAGGACGAUGAUGACGAUUCCGAGAUGGAGCGACGAACCUCGAUUGUCCAGGCUCUGGCGCGAUCUUACUCACACGCAUCUGCCGCUCAGUUUCCCGGCCAGAACCCCUUCCAGGCCGACGAGAACUCACCUCUCAACCCCAACUCUGAGAACUUUAGCGCUCGCGAAUGGGCCAAGUCCAUUGUUGAGCUGGUGAACCAGGACGGUCAUGCUUUCCGACACGCUGGUGUGUGCUUCCAGAACCUCAAUGUUUAUGGUUUCGGCGAGGCCAGCGACUACCAGGGUGAUGUCGCCAACGUCUGGCUCUCCGCCGGCAGUCUCGUUUCGCGAUUGACUGGCAGCGGCCGUUCGCGCAUUGAUAUCCUGCGUGGUUUCGAUGGUGUUGUGCGCAACGGUGAGAUGCUCGUUGUGCUUGGUCCUCCUGGUGCUGGUUGUUCCACCACCCUCAAGACCAUUGCUGGUGAACUCAACGGUAUCUACGUCGACGAUGGAUCCUACUUCAACUACCAGGGUAUGACCGCCAAGGAGAUGCACUCUCACCACCGUGGUGAGGCCAUCUACACCGCCGAAGUCGAUGUCCACUUCCCUCAGCUGUCGGUUGGCGAUACCCUCACUUUCGCCGCCCGAGCUCGUCAGCCCCGCCAGCUCCCCCAGGGUCUGAACCGAAACGACUUUGCCGAUCACCUGCGAGAUGUUGUCAUGGCCAUGUUUGGCAUCUCUCACACCGUCAACACCCGCGUCGGUAACGAGUACAUCCGUGGUGUCUCGGGUGGUGAGCGCAAGCGUGUCACCAUUUCCGAGGCCGCCCUGUCUGGCGCUCCUCUGCAGUGCUGGGAUAACUCAACUCGAGGUCUGGAUUCGGCCAACGCCAUUGAGUUUUGCAAGACCCUCCGUCUUCAGACCGAGCUCUUUGGCAGCACCGCCGUCGUGUCCAUCUACCAGUCUCCCCAGAGCGCCUACGAUCUCUUCGAUAAGGCCACUGUCCUUUAUGAGGGUCGCCAGAUCUUCUUUGGCCGCGCCGACGCUGCGAAGCAGUACUUUGUUAACCUGGGUUUCGAGUGCCCUGCUCGUCAGACCACCCCCGAUUUCCUCACCUCCAUGACAGCUCCCCUGGAACGUCAUGUGCGACCUGGAUUCGAGGGCAAGGUGCCUCGCACACCUGAUGAGUUUGCUACCGCCUGGAAGAAUAGCGCCGAGUACCGUGCUCUCCAGGCUGAGAUUGAGGAGUACAAGGUGGCUCACCCCAUCAACGGCCCUGACGCUGAGGCUUUCCGUGCCUCCAAGCAAGCCCAGCAGGCCAAGGGUCAACGAAAAAAGUCUCCUUUCACCCUCUCUUACAAGCAGCAGAUUCAGCUGUGUCUGUGGCGUGGUUGGAAGCGACUUAUUGGUGACCCCGGUUUGACUGUCGGUGCCUUGAUUGGUAACUUUGCCAUGUCUCUCAUUAUCGGAUCCGUCUUCUACAACCUCGACGAGAACUCUAGCAGUUUCUUCCGUCGUGGUGCCCUUCUGUUCUUUGCUUGUUUGAUGAAUGCUUUUGCCAGUGCCCUCGAGAUCUUGACCUUGUACGCACAACGCCCAAUUGUCGAAAAGCACAGCCGUUACGCUCUUUAUCAUCCUUCCGCUGAGGCUAUUUCCUCCAUGCUUUGCGAUAUGCCAUACAAGAUUGCCAACACCAUCGUCUUCAACUUGUCACUUUACUUCUUGACAAACCUGAAGCGUGAGCCCGGAGCGUUCUUCUUCUUCCUGCUCAUCUCGUUCGCUACUGUCUUGGUCAUGUCCAUGAUCUUCCGUACCAUCGCCUCGGCCUCGCGCACCCUGUUCCAGGCUCUCGUCCCUGCUGCCAUUUUGAUUCUGGAUCUCGUCAUCUUUACCGGUUUCGUCAUUCCUAAGCGUUAUAUGCUGGGUUGGUGCAAGUGGCUCUACUGGAUCGACCCCAUUGCCUACGCUUUCGAGGCCCUGGUCGUCAACGAGUUCCACGACCGCGAUUACACUUGCGACGAGUUUAUCCCCCGAAACGACGUUGAAGGCUACGCCGAUAUCCCCUCGGCCAACCGUGUCUGCAGUGCUGUCGGUGCUGUUGAAGGCCAGGCUGCUGUGAAUGGUGACCGUUACGCCGAGCUCAACUUUGACUACAAGUGGGAGAACCGCUGGCGCAACUUUGGUAUCGUCAUUGCCUGGACCGUUCUGUUCCUCAUUACCUACAUGGUUUCUGCCGAGCUCGUCUCUGAGAAGAAGUCCAAGGGUGAAGUCCUGGUUUACCGUCGCGGUCACAAGCCUGCUGCUGUUGCCAACGCCGAGAAGAAGCACAGCGAUCCCGAGGCCGCCAUGGCCCACAUUGGUCCCAUCGUCACUACCGAGCGAACUCGCAGCCGAACCGCCAAGGAUGGUGGUAUUCUCCAGGAGCAGACUUCUGUUUUCCAGUGGCACGAUGUCUGCUAUGAUGUCAAGAUCAAGACCGAGACCCGCCGCAUUCUGGAUCACGUUGACGGCUGGGUCAAGCCUGGUACUCUGACUGCUCUGAUGGGUGUCUCUGGCGCCGGAAAGACGACUCUUCUGGAUUGUUUGGCCGACCGUACUUCUAUGGGUGUCAUCACCGGUGAGAUGUUGGUUGACGGAUCCCCUCGUGACAUGUCCUUCCAGCGCAAGACCGGUUAUGUUCAGCAGCAGGAUCUCCACCUUCAGACCUCGACCGUUCGAGAGGCCCUCAACUUCAGUGCCCUCCUGCGCCAGCCCGCCCACGUUCCCCGCGAGGAGAAGCUCGAGUACGUCGAGCAGGUUAUCAAGCUGCUUGAUAUGGAGGAAUACGCCGAUGCCGUUGUUGGUGUCCCUGGUGAAGGUCUCAACGUCGAACAGCGAAAGCGCCUGACUAUCGGUGUUGAACUUGCCGCCAAGCCCCCCUUGUUGCUCUUUGUCGACGAGCCUACCUCUGGUCUUGACUCGCAAACGUCUUGGGCUAUUCUCGACCUUCUUGAGAAGCUGACCAAGGCCGGCCAGGCCGUCCUCUGCACUAUCCACCAGCCUUCUGCCAUGUUGUUCCAGCGCUUCGACCGACUCCUCUUCCUGGCCAAGGGCGGCAAGACUGUCUACUUUGGUGACAUUGGUGAGAACUCUCAUGUCAUGACCAGCUACUUUGAGCGCAACGGUGGACACGCGUGCCCUCCCGAGGCCAACCCCGCCGAAUGGAUGUUGGAAGUUAUUGGUGCCGCUCCCGGAUCCCACACCGAGGUCGAUUGGUUCAAGACAUGGCGCGAGAGUCCCGAAUACCAAGAGGUUCAGAACGAGCUCGAGAGGAUCAAGCAGGAGAAGCAGGGCGUUUCUGACAUUGACGAGGACCCCGCCAGCUACCGCGAAUUCGCCGCUCCUUUCAUGGUCCAACUCAAGGAGGUCCUGUACCGCGUUUUCCAGCAGUACUGGCGCACCCCCGUCUACAUCUAUUCCAAGGCCGCUCUUUGCACCCUCGUCGCCCUCUUUAUCGGUUUCGUCUUCUUCAAAGCCCCCAACAGUAUCCAGGGUCUCCAGAACCAGAUGUUUGCUAUUUUCAACCUGCUCACCAUCUUCGGUCAACUCGUUCAGCAGUCGAUGCCGCAGUUCGUUAUCCAGCGCUCCCUGUAUGAAGUCCGCGAGAGACCCUCCAAGGUGUACUCUUGGAAGGUUUUCAUGGUCUCGCAGCUUAUUGUCGAACUUCCCUGGAAUGCGUUGAUGGCCGUCAUCAUGUUCUUCUGCUGGUACUACCCUGUCGGCCUCUACAACAACGCGUCGGCUGCCGACCAGCUGACGGAGCGUGGCGGUCUGAUGUUCCUCUUCCUGUUCAUGUUCCUCAUCUUCACCUGCACCUUCUCGACCUUCAUCAUCGCUGGAUUUGAGACAGCUGAAGCUGGCGCCAACGUCGCUAACCUGAUGUUUAUGCUUUGCCUGAUCUUCUGUGGUGUCCUCGCCCCCAAGGACUCGAUGCCCGGCUUCUGGAAGUUCAUGUACUACGUGUCACCAUUCACAUAUCUAGUCGGAGGCAUGUUAUCCACGGCCGUCGCUAACGCCGAUGUCGUCUGUGCCAGCAACGAGUGGGUGUCCUUCACUCCCCCCAACGGCACCACUUGCGCCAAGUUCAUGGAGAGCUACAUUGCCCAGGUCGGCGGCAAGCUCCAGGACCCCGAGGCCACCGACAAGUGCAGCUUCUGCACCAUCGCCUCUACCAACGUCUACCUCGGUGCCGUCAACAUCGACUACGCCGACCGCUGGCGCAACUUUGGCCUCCUCUGGGUCUACGUCUUCUUCAACAUGGCCGCCGCCCUGUUUGUCUACUGGCUUGCUCGCAUGCCCAAGAAGACCUUCAAGAAGAAGGAGAAGAAGGCGUAA
Messenger RNA from Fusarium keratoplasticum, 4545 nucleotides. RefSeq lists its product as uncharacterized. Gene Ontology annotation, biological process: transmembrane transport. Gene Ontology annotation, cellular component: membrane. The record is from RefSeq and is a predicted model, not a curated record. Lineage: Eukaryota; Fungi; Ascomycota; Sordariomycetes; Hypocreales; Nectriaceae. The transcript has 3 exons. The coding region runs from base 1 to 4545 and encodes 1514 amino acids. Gene Ontology annotation, molecular function: ATP binding; ATP hydrolysis activity; ABC-type transporter activity.